Pseudonaja textilis is the source of this 2639-nucleotide messenger RNA. RefSeq names its product WD repeat domain 75 (gene WDR75). Gene Ontology annotation, biological process: ribosome biogenesis; positive regulation of transcription by RNA polymerase I; positive regulation of rRNA processing. NCBI's taxonomy places the organism in Eukaryota, Metazoa, Chordata, Lepidosauria, Squamata, Elapidae. Gene Ontology annotation, molecular function: RNA binding; protein binding. The record is from RefSeq and is a predicted model, not a curated record. Gene Ontology annotation, cellular component: small-subunit processome; nucleolus.
UUCCUGGAUUUCCCGGUGGGGAGGGGCACGAAGGUUGGAGGUUGGCUCGUGUGGAAAAAUGGUGGCGCGCGAGGAGCUCCGCGUGGUUCGCUGCGGCGGGAGCUGGUUGAGUGAUUGUCGCGCGGUAUUUUCUGCAGAUUCGAAGUAUCUCUUAUGUGCUUCAGGUGACUACAUUAAAGUCUACAGCACGCUUACAGAAGAAUGCCUACAUAUCCUACAAGGUCACAGCAAUCUAGUGACAGGAAUACAGUUGAAUCCCCAAAAUCAUUUACAGCUUUAUUCAUGGUCUCUAGAUGGCACUAUUAAACUCUGGGAUUUUAUGGAUGGAAUUCUUAUCAAGACAUUUGUUGUUGGGUCUAAACUCUUUGCAUUUUACACUCUUGCAAGUUCAGAGAAUUCUGCAUUUAUCAUCAUUUCAGAGCAUGAAAAAUCAGAUGAGUUUCAGCUCAUGACAGUGAAGCUUCCAAAAACACCUGAUCAAGAAGUGGAAGCCAAUGACCUAGAAAUGGUUUUAGAUGGUGUAAGCCAGUCGCCCAAAUGCACUGCAUUUGGAAGAGAUGGUGAAUAUGUAGUAUCAGUUUGGAAGCUUCAUCUUGUUGUUUGUUUCUUCAAGAAGAAGAAGAGUUACAGCUUCUCUAUAGGUAAAAAUCUUAGGAAUGCUUCAACCAGCUAUUUCACCUGUAUAGCCUGUCACCCAAAGGAAGACUGCAUAGCAAGUGGACACCAAGAUGGCAAAAUUCGUCUUUGGAGAAAUUUUAAUCAUAAGCGAGAAUAUACGUUUUCCACAAUGCACUGGCAUCACAAUGAAGUUAUCGAUCUUGCUUUCUCUGUAGAAGGCACUAGCCUCCUGAGUGGUGGGAUUGAAUCAGUGCUGGUUCAGUGGCGAGAUGGGUCAGAUGCUAAAAAGGAAUUCUUGCCUCGUUUAGGAGCCACGAUACAGCAUAUCUCUGUCUCACCUGAUGGAACUCUUCUUUGUACUUCACAUUCCGAUAACAAGAUAGUAAUCAUACAUAGCAACUUGAAAGUUUCUGCAGUAAUCCAAGGAUUAAUCAAAGGCAGCGAUGUCAAGACUGGCUUGAUAGUUGAUCCAAGAACGAAAGCUUUAGUUCUAAAUGGCAAGCCUGGACACCUGCAGUUCUAUUCACUGCAAAAUGAUAAACUAUUGUACAAUCUGGAUGUUGUGCAGCAGGAGUAUAUUCAUCAGGCAGGUCUGGACCAGAUUGAGUUAGUGAAAGCUGUGUUUGAUUCCAAAGGCAACUGGAUGGCUACCGUGGAACAACGGCAAGGAAGUGGCUGCGAGCUUCAGAUGCAGCUGAAACUCUGGGCCUAUAAUGAACAGACACAAAGCUUUACUCUAAACACACGAAUAAAUACACCACAUGAGGACUGCAUAACAGCAAUGUGUUUCCGUGGCACAGAAAAUUCUGAAAAUGUAAGCCCAACUCUGGUAACAACUAGCAGGGAUGGGCACUUCAAGGUCUGGAUGCUACUGGUGGAUAAAGACAGUGAAACAGAUGAAAGCAUAACUUGGACCUGUGAUUUUGUAGGAAGUUAUCAUAAUUAUCAAGCUACAAAUUGCUGCUUCUGUGAAGAUGGCUCUUUACUUGCUGUUAGCUUUGACAAAACAAUCACCGUGUGGGAUUCUGAAACAUGGGAUUUAAAAUGCACUUUCUGCCAUCCUCCAGGAACUAUAAUGAGCCUGUGCUUUGGGAGGCUUGUUUGUUCCAAAUAUCUCCUUGGCACCACCAGCAGUGGCUUUUUGUGCUGCUGGAACUUGCUGAAUUGUUCAUUGGAAUGGAGUGCCCAGUUACAUGUCAACAUUCUUCAGCCUGAUCAUCUGUCUGAGAACAUUGCUGCAAUUUCUCAGCACUCAGAAUAUUCAGAUGUGUUUGUGUUCAGGCCCAGCGAACCACGGCCCUUGUGUAUCCAAAGAAAUGUCUGCAAAGGGAGAGUCCAGUGGGCUGUCUUUGUUCCAAGAGAUGUGCCUGAAUAUAUUGCCUCUGAAAAAUAUCAGUGGCUUAGCCAAUCGCAGUUUUAUUUUCUGACUGAAACACACGAAUUAAUGACGUUUAGCACAAAGACCCCAGAAGAGAGACUUACGCCUUCCAGUAGACAGUUAGCAGUUGAGGAGAGCAUCUCCAUGACACCUUUUUACCUGUUACUGGGGAAGCAUCGGCAGCAAGUGAAAGAGGGAAUGGAUACUGGGAAGGCUCCUGUGCAGAAUCUGUUAGGUCAAGAAUCACCAGCUGUUAAAGAACUGCUUCAUACUCCAGCACAUGUAUUACCUUCAGCUUCUUUCUUAUGUCCUCUUUUUAUUCACUCUUUGCUGGUGCCUAGAACAAGCACUAAUGAAAUUGCUGAGGAAGUUGAAAUGUUAAGUGACAGUGAAGAGAAGGAAUCCGAAGAGGAAUCCGAAGAUAUUGAAAUUCGCCCAGAGGCUUCACAGACAACAGAGUGCUUUGGGGAGGGUGCAUCUAAAUUAUCAAAACUUCAGGAAAGAGAACUUCGUAAAUUAAGGAAAUUGGACUACAGCUGGGCCUCGGGACUCUGAACAUGUGACAUUGCGGACUUUCUUUUUUUUUUACAUAUUUCUUCCAGUAAUUUAAUAAAGUUCCAAAUAAAGUUAGCUUUCUUUGUUA